Molecule: messenger RNA, 1125 nt
Organism: Chanos chanos (milkfish)
Lineage: Eukaryota; Metazoa; Chordata; Actinopteri; Gonorynchiformes; Chanidae
Gene: cep44
Product: centrosomal protein 44
Exons: 10
Coding region: 1-1125 (374 amino acids)
Biological process (GO): centriole-centriole cohesion; centriole replication
Cellular component (GO): spindle pole; centrosome
Source: RefSeq, a predicted model, not a curated record
AUGGCAACAGGUGACUUGAAGGGGUGUCUGAAGAGGCUUGCUACGUCACUCAGACUCUUAAAGUAUCCAAGAGAAGUUGACUAUCAAGGAUUGGCGAGAGGAGACCCGUCAUCCUGUCUGCCCAUCAUUAGUUUUGCCUUCACUUCCUUUUCCUCAUCCGUGGCCGAGUACCUACUUGACUUUAGAGUGGAACUUACCGGAAAAAACGACCUGAGUUUCAUCGAAAGUGUCUAUAAGGUUCUGCGGGAUCUCUUCAGCUAUAAACCUAUGCUCACGAAACAGCAGUUCCUUCAGUUUGGAUUCGCUGAGAGAAAGGUCAACAUUCUUUGUGACAUCAUCAACUUUGUGAUUAGCAAACACAAAGAGCUCACGAAAGACAACAAGUCUGUAAGUCACCCGAAGAGAAGGCCGAUCAAAGAGAAAUUCCACUGCACAUCUUACACCGAGGACCUUAUAGCGGACACGCACACAGAGUGGUUCUCGGGUCUGCCGACUCAGCAGACCAAGCCUCUGGUGGAGAGACAUUUGGGCAGCAGCACGCCGGCCCAGUUCAGCCUGUCCUCGGAGGAACCGCGCCCCCAGGAGGAGGAAGAAGACGAGACGCCCGACGAAGACGCUGAGGAAGACUCUACACGAGCCACUCAUCCCAUGGAGUGUGUGGCGGAGAGCAAAGUACGAGCGUUGGAGGACCAGUUGGAGGAAUGCAGACGCAGACUGGGCAGAGUGGACAUGCUGGAGCGCAGACUGGAGCAGCUGGAGAGAGACAUGGUCGGGAAGAUCGUCAUAGACCAGGGACAGUGGGAGAACCUAGAAAGCCGUGUGCUGCUGUUAGAAACCAGACUGGCCCUGAACUCAGCACAGAAGGAUACAGUAGUAAUUACGAGGGCUGAAAAUGUUAAUCUGGAAAGGAAAACAAGCCCAGAGGAGACAGGAACCAGAGACGACAUGACGGAAGUUCUGUCUCGUUACUCCCCAGUGUUGGUCCAGUCGGCUCCAGAACCUGAAAACCAGCCCGUUUCUCCGCCCGCGGCUCCAGAGGAGAAUAUUAAGGACAGGUUGGAAAGAAUAGCCAACAUGAUGAAGGACACGUCAAGCCUAUUACGAAGCGUGGAACCUGCCAUAUAA